This is a messenger RNA of Lathyrus oleraceus (garden pea), 864 nucleotides long. Its product is annotated as F-box/kelch-repeat protein At3g23880. Gene Ontology annotation, molecular function: protein binding. NCBI's taxonomy places the organism in Eukaryota, Viridiplantae, Streptophyta, Magnoliopsida, Fabales, Fabaceae. The record is from RefSeq and is a predicted model, not a curated record. The transcript is spliced from 2 exons. The coding region runs from base 1 to 864 and encodes 287 amino acids.
AUGCCACUUCCCACUCUUCCAUUCGAUGUUGUGGUAGAAAUUCUCUCUAGGCUUCCUGUGAAGAUCCUCAUGCAACUACAAUGCGUCUGCAAAUCCUGGAAAUCUCUAAUCUCCGAUCCCAAAUUCGCCAAGAAGCACCUUCGCCACGCGAGUCAGAGCCUCGUCUUAACCGUCGGGGAACUCGAUUUCGUCGUCAUAGCUAACCCGCUCUCCUCCGUUUUCACAGAAGCGACCACCACAACCAUACAGGUUGCUGUCGUUUGUUAUCCACAUACUCUUGUUCAGGGUCCUGUUAGCAAUUGCAGAAAUCUAGUAAAAGUUCAUACUCUGGGAACCACUUCUUGGAGAAUAAUUCAGGACUUCCCUCCUAAUACUCUCAUUUUGAAUGAAUCAGGAAAAUUCCUUAGGGGAGCUAUUAAUUGGUUAGCAUAUAGACAGAGGCAUUCUUCAUGUUGGGUCAUUAUGUCUCUUGAUUUGGAGAAAGAAUUUCACAGAGAGAUACCACAACCUGAUUAUGGAGGGAUAAAUGUGCUUAGUUUAAACAUAGGGGUGUUGAGGGAUUGCUUAUGCAUAUUUUCUAAUGCUGAUACGUUUUCAGAUGUUUGGCUUAUGAAAGAGUAUGGAAAUAAAGAUUCUUGGACUAAAUUGUUCCGUCUUCCUCACACCAGAAAUCUUGGUUCUUGGCCUCUUGUUUAUGCACUUUAUGUUUCUAACGAUGAUCAAGUGCUAUUUGAUAUUGAGCGAGAAGAGUUGGUUGUUUACAAUUUUAGAGAUGGUACUUUUAAGGAUCCCGGUAUUCAAAUCAUAGACAAAUGGAUGGAAUCAGAAGUCUACCAUGAGAGUUUGAUAUCACCUUGCUUUUAA